AGCAUCGGUCGCCGCUUUGGAGCGAGAUCCUGACCUCGCGGACAAGCCGUUAGCAGCGCUGGCGGAAAGGAGGAGAGAAGCCGACGUGUGGUCUGGCCACUGAACCCAGCGAUAUUAAACAACGGGGCUGGCUUCCCGCCCCCGAAAAACCGCCGUCUGCUCUAGCAGUCCCGCUGGACAGAGCCCCCCGACCGCUUCGGAUAAUGGCACAUUGCGACUGGAAAGAGGCUUUUUGUGGCGUGUGAUACAUGGGAGUAGAUGCGAUGCAUUUAUCCGGGAUGCGUUACACUGAGAGGAGACGAAGGAGUUUGCCUUCUAGUGUUCUGGCUAGCUGAAUUGUUUACGGGGUGGGUGUUAAACGCGCACCGCUUAAUGUAGCUUUUGUGAGGGCUGCUAUAAAUUGGUUUUUGUUCGUAGCUUGUAAGCUAGCUGUAAUAUUCUACCCCUCUAGUUAGCGAUAGCGGCUAGCCACGCAUUUAACACAGUCUCCACAGAAAGCAGCACGGUCUCUGCCAGCUGACAGUCUAAUACAAGUUUCGGCGUUUUAAAAGUCGGUUUUAUUUUCAUUUUUUAACUUGCCUUUUUAACUGGGUAUUUCUGGACAGCGUGAAAGGGACAGUACAACAGAACCUCACCAGCUAGCUCUCAAGCUAGCCACAGCUGUCGGGAUGAUGGGUCGGGGCUGACCGGCGGCACGGUGCGAUGCGGGCCACCUCAGCCCCACCGUUGACUUUGAUAAGUUCCCAAGCGGCUUGAAUAAACCACAUUAUCGCUAGCUCUGCCGUAACCGUCGGUACCCAGGAAAUUUAUUCACUUUGUACAGGACGGCGUAGACCGAUGCUCAACACCUAGAUACUGUCACUGCAAGCAUUGUCGGUGUACAUUAUCUCAGGAGAGCCUUGUCUACAAAACAACAUAUGGCCAACGACUCGAUGCAAAGUGACCCAGACGGGCUGUCGGUGCUGGAGCAGCUGGGUCUGGAGCACAGCUCCGACUUAUCGGACAGCAGCGUGCAGCAAAGACUGGACGAGCAGCGGGAGCGCAUCCGGCGCGAGAUCCGCAAGGAGCUGAAGAUCAAGGAGGGCGCCGAGAAGCUGCGGCGUGCCACCACCGACAAGCGCAGAGCCGUGCAGGUGGACAGCCAGCUGCGCACCUCCAACAAGCGCCUGGACACCCUGCACACCCAGCUGCAGGAGCUGGAUGCUCACAUCGUCGUCAAGCACCCCAAUGACAUCCGCGAUGAAGCCCCACAAUCCCCUGGGGCUGUCAGCCAGCCAUCAGCCAACCAAGAACGAAUUGCAGCCCUGCAGCGUCAGCUCAACAUCGAGCUCAAAGUCAAGCAGGGAGCCGAGAACAUGAUCCCUAUCUAUGCCAGUGGCUCCACUAAGGACAAGAAGCUACUGCAGACAGCUCAGCAAAUGCUGCAAGACAGUAAAACAAAGAUCGACAUCAUUCGCAUGCAGAUCCGCAAGGCCGUUCAGGCCACAGAGCAGCAGACGGAGGAUGUGCAAGGGAAGCCCGACCUGUGUGGCGUAGAGCUGCGUAUCGAGGAACUGCGACACCAUUACCGCGUGGAACACGCCGUGGCGGAGGGGGCCAAAAAUGUUCAGCGCCUACUGGGUGCCUCCAAGAUCCAGGACAAGAAAGCCAUAUUGGAGGCUCAGUCCCGCCUGAGUGAGUCAUCCCAGAGGCUGGACCUUCUGCGCGACUCCCUGGACCGCCGGCUAGCAGAGCUGCCUGAGGAUCACCCCAAGGCCUGCCUCAUCAAGGAGGAGCUGGUGUUGGCCUCUUCCCCUGCCUUUAGCUCCCGUCAUGGCGCCCCCUAUGUGCACAACCAGUACAGCACUCUCAGCAGGCCCUCCCCAUUGACAGGGACAUUACAGGUGCAGCUGCAGGGUUGCGUGGAGCUGCUGGACGUGGUGCCCGGGAGGAGCCGCGGGACGCCGGUCGUGUUGCCUUGCUACAGUCCCGGGGAAGGCCGCUCCUUUAUGCGUGGCAGCAAGGGCCUCUACGGGCGCAGUGGCAGCGUUAGCGGCAAGGCGCCCAGCAAGACAGACGAGCUGUCCUCGGAGGUGAGCGCAGUGCUGAAGCUGGAGAACGCCGUGGUGGGUCAGACUGCCUGGAAGACCGUAGGGGAGCAGGCCUGGAACCAGACCUUCACUCUGGAGCUAGAGAGGUCUAGGGAGAUGGAGAUCGCCGUGUACUGGAAGGACUACCGCUCCCUGUGCGCCCUCAAGUACCUGAAGCUGGAGGACUUCCUGGACAACCAGAAGCACCAGAUCCAGCUGGACCUGGAGCCGCAGGGGCAACUGCUGGCUGAGGUCACCUUCUUCAACCCCAUCAUAGAUCGCGUCCCUCGCCUCCAAAGACAGAAGAAGAUCUUCUCCAAGCAGCAAGGCAAGGCCAUCCUGCACGGUCGACCGGUGAACGUGGACAUCAGCACCUGGGUGCGGCUGCUGAAGAACGCCAUUCCCACGAUGAACAACUCGGGCACCUACAGCCCCAACGCCCACUCUCACGGCACUGGGGAGAUAUCCAUGGACAAGCUGAAUCUGGAGUGUGAUUCGCCACAGAAGCCUGACAUAAAGAAGGACACGGACACCCACACCCCGGAGCGGCUGCCUGUGAUUGAGCCCUUCAGCCCUCCAGACCUGACCCCUCAACGCCCCCAAAGAACCCCCUCCCAGAGCUCCCAGCAGAGUAAACAGAAGAGUAAUCCCCUUUCCCUUCAGAACUUCCGGCUGGUCGCAGUGCUGGGCAGGGGACACUUCGGAAAGGUGCUGCUGUCUGAGUACAAAGAGACAGGUACCUUAUACGCCAUCAAGGCCUUGAAGAAGGGAGACAUUGUGGCCCGGGACGAGGUGGAGAGUCUCAUGUGUGAGAAACGGAUCUUUGAGACAGUCAACAGUUCCAGGCACCCCUUCCUGGUCAAUCUGUUUGCGUGCUUCCAGACGCCGGAGCACGUGUGCUUCGUCAUGGAGUACACGGCCGGGGGCGACCUAAUGAUGCACAUCCACGCCGACGUCUUCAGCGAGCCCCGUGCCAUGUUCUAUGCCGCCUGUGUGGUUCUCGGCUUGCAGUUUCUCCACGACCACAAGAUCGUCUAUCGGGACCUUAAGUUGGACAAUUUGCUGCUGGACAUGGAAGGAUACGUAAAGAUCGCAGACUUCGGCCUCUGUAAAGAGGGGAUGGGAUAUGGCGAUAGGACCAGCACCUUCUGUGGCACACCAGAAUUCCUGGCACCAGAGGUGUUGACGGACACAUCAUACACCAGAGCUGUGGACUGGUGGGGACUGGGCGUGCUGGUGUACGAAAUGCUGGUUGGCGAGUCCCCUUUCCCAGGUGAUGAUGAGGAGGAGGUGUUCGACAGCAUCGUGAAUGAUGAAGUCCGCUAUCCCCGGUUCCUCUCCACAGAGGCUAUUAGCCUGAUGAGACGGCUGUUAAGAAGGAACCCGGACAGACGCCUCGGCUCCAGUGAGAAGGACGCUGAAGAUGUCAAGAAGCAGCCAUUCUUCAAGGGCCUGGACUGGGAGGCCCUGCUGAAGAGGAGGUUGCCGCCGCCCUUCGUGCCGUCUAUCAGGGACAAAGAGGAUGUCAGUAACUUCGAUGAUGAGUUCACUCUUGAGCUACCGACUCUCACCCCACCUCGGGAGCCCCGAAUUCUGUCCCGCAAGGACCAGGACAACUUCCGUGACUUUGAUUAUGUCUCUGAUCUCUGCUGAGGCCUAAGACAGAGGGGGGGGAGGGAAGUGGGUAGACCAAUCUGUACGUCUGUUACUGGGACACAGGGAUGGUCAGGAGUCCUAUUUUUCCUCGACUGAGAGAACAAAGCAUGGAGGGGGGGGGAGGAUCUGUCACUUGUCCUGUUUUCCACACUGUGACAUGGGGGGUGUUAUGAAUGAAUGUCUUUUAUCUAGGGUAGGUGAGAGGAAGAGGGAAUUGGUGAAGAUUUUAUGUCUGUUUUGCCAGUCUGUCCCAUACUGUGACUAAGUUUGUCUGUUACACAGAGUGGUGACCAUUCCACGGUUGAGGAGGUACCAUUUUCUGAAGGAGGUACAGCUGACGAGGGCUUUUUUUUUUUUUUUAAACAAUUUACAGUUGCUCAGUCUGGUCUUCUCCCCCCUUUCUGCCCUCGGUAACAUGUAGCUUCCCCCCCCUGGACUCUUCUCCAGCCUCAUUAAUGGCACCCUAUGUUCCCAGGUCCACUUUGCACCUGUGUAGUAAGACCAAAAGCCCUGUAGCCCCGUUGCGUAGUGCCUCAGGGGGGAGUGUCCGCAGAGGGAAGGACAGACCUCUGUUUAUACUGUGACACACAAAAAUGUCAGGAAGGGGGGGGGGGAUGGGUGUGCAUACCGACUGAAGCCUUAAAUUUCCUGAAGGUCCUGAAGAAUAUGUUUUCGAUUGGGGCGGAGGCGUGGAUCUCCUUAUCCAGAGCAGUGGUUCUCAAACCUGGCAACCCAGAGGCACAGCCAGUUUUAAUGUGAAGAGAGGUGGUCCAGAAGGCAGCCAGUCGGCCCUUGAGGUAAAGCUGCCCUGCACAGAACGACAGACGGCCCCUGUGACACGUUUUAGCCUUUUCAUAUAGCUGAGAACUGUAGGUGUUGCUGUAGCCCGUGUGGCGCUUUGCCGCUUGCAGAUGCAGCCCUCAUUCAAAGAGGAUUUGGGAACCACUGGACCCUCCACUCCCGAUCACACUAGGAGACUAGUGCAUUCAUGAAGGACGCUUUUUAUAUUUUUAACUGUUCAUGUGGUUUUACAUUAAUGGACUGUAACAACAAUUAUGAUGAACAUUUGACUGAUGAUGCUGUAAAGGUUCAUGCUGGUUGAAUUACACAAAAACAAAUUGGAACUAAUGGGCUGAUUUUUUUUUUUAGUUUACCUUCUCCUUUACGCUCUUAACUGGUGAUGAUGCGUCCAGGUAUUGAUGAAAAGUGCUAAAUGAACCUAAGUCACCUACACACAGGAAGAUGAAACGCGCUGCCCUGUCCAAAGACACGUUUGCUUGAUGCGGAUAAACACAGAGAAACCUAAUACAUAAACACCACAGGGCUCAAGACGGCUCACACCACCAGAUGCAAAGAGCCCCAGCGUGCACAGUUCAGCAGUAAUGGAUGGGAUCCCCCUUUCAUUUCUGGCUGGAGUUUGGUGUGUCCUUCCCUGACUGCCAGCUCUGCCUGACGUGUAAUUAUACAAAACGCAGAGCAGAGUAAGAAGCUUCUAUGUAUGAACAAAAAAAACGUCCUGAAUUGAGGUACCAAGCUGUGGUGACUGUCCAGUUCACUAAACCCACGUUUUUCACCCUCACCUACACACUUGCUCAUUCACUGCUUUAGUUAACCAAAAAAGGAAAUUCAUUGUAAACGUGCACAUGCAAUCUGAUGGCUAAACUAGGUACAUAGAGUGAGUUGAGUGCUCAAUUUGGGUUGCCAACUCUAGCGUGACACACUUUCUGACUCUCACGCAAGGAAUAUUACAGGAAAUCUAUAUUAUUCCAUUAUAAACUACAUCAAAAGCGGUGGGGUAGUUUGCAAACCCUACAGAAUAUUUGCAAGGUAAUAAAACUUUACAUACAUGUAAAUGUGUGUGCAGACUUGUCUCAAAUUGAAAAUGUCACGUCAGCCAGCUGACCAAAGUUGACAACCCUGCUUUAUAUAGAAUAUAAUAGAGCUGUACACUCAGUUAAUUACUUUUAAAUUAAUUCAGUAAGAUUGCAGUAACUGAACUGUACCAUGUCAGACAAGUUCUUGCUGGCCGGUCUAUGGAAGGAGAAGCAUUUUUGAAGCAACAGUGAACUGCUCAAAAACCUAGGAGCAUGGGGGGUGAGACGGGAGAUGUGACAUCACAGUCCUAUCACACUGACGUGAACCAGCACCUUGAACAGUAUAUGGCUGGGUUGGGAAACCGGACGAAACUCCCACAAUACAAGGGAAAACAAAAAUCUGACACGCGGCAGACUGCGACCACAGACAUGCAAUACUUACUAAACGAAACAAUGCUUUGUUAGCUAGUGAUUUCUGUAUAACUGCUGAACGCAGUUUCUCAUGCUCAGUGACUAAACCUAGGUAGGAAACACUAGUAAACCAUAAUGAAAAGGUGGGGGUACGGCCACUAAUCUCAUGUCCUGGGAUACAUGAGGGCAGCAUGAACGGAGAAGAGGUUGUACAAUCAAUCAAAAACCUACUUCUUCCAAAGAAAAUACUGAACCACGACGUUUGAAAACGGAAGUGCUAUCACUGCGUUCAAAAGUUUGCACCGUGUGUGUGUGUCUAUAUAUAUAUAUAUUUUAUAUAUAUAUAUAUAUAUAUAUAUAUAUAUAUUUGCUUAUUAUAUGAGAAUGACCGAGAUCUACCGAAGUUAUUUCAAUGUCCUAGUUUUGUCUCUAUUAAAGGGAUCACUUAACAGUGCGCAUUGUGAUCCAGAACUGGGUUGAGAACAGAGGGGCCAACAAAGGGCAAUGUUCCCACUAUUUUUUCAACUUUAAUUUAAAGGGAUUGUGAAAUAAAGUAAAUCCACCCUACAGAAAUCGAAUGACUACAACGAUGCACAAUUACUUCACCUGCUACAUCCUGAAGACCUACUUGGAAUUCUACCGUUUUAUAUACAUUUUUACCGUUAAAUGGGUUUUUGUUAUAAGGGUUAUGGUAACCUUUGUAAAAACUGAAUAUUGUAUAAGGCACCAAUAAUAUUACUGAUGUUAACAUUUUAAAAAAUAAAAUUAUACCUGUUUAA
Messenger RNA from Paramormyrops kingsleyae, 6729 nucleotides. It is a transcript of the gene pkn1a, whose product is annotated as protein kinase N1a. Lineage: Eukaryota; Metazoa; Chordata; Actinopteri; Osteoglossiformes; Mormyridae. Gene Ontology annotation, molecular function: protein serine/threonine kinase activity; ATP binding; small GTPase binding. The record is from RefSeq and is a predicted model, not a curated record. Gene Ontology annotation, biological process: protein phosphorylation; signal transduction.